AUGACGCGAACUAGGAAUCCCAUCCAACUAAUCCUUGACUGGGAUGGCACCCUGACUAAGAAAGAUACGCUUCAUCUUGUUGCUGCGAUAGGGUAUGAGCACAACCGCGACAAAAACCUUACACCUUGGGACGACAUAGUGCAAGCAUACAUCUCCGAUUACUCGCAGCAUAAAGCAUUCUAUACUUCCUCAACAGAAAGCCGCAAGACCGUCACCGAGGAAAGCGAAUGGCUUGCCAGUCUAAAGGAUGUAGAACGAAGCAGCAUCGAACGAGUGAAAGCGGCGGGCAUAUUCAAGGAUGUCACGAAGGAAGAUGUGAUUUCAGCAUCCAGAUCAGCUGUGCGUGAUGGAAAGUUGCAACUACGGCCAGGCUGGAGGAAGCUUCUCGCGAUCUCAGAAGCCUCACAGCAACAGUCUUCGGCGGCGGCCUCGCUUUCUAUCAUCAGCGUGAACUGGAGCGCCACUUUCAUCAGGGCAUGUCUUCAAACUGCCUUAUCGAAUCCUUCAGCCUCGGACGCUAAGUUCAUGGACUCCAUACCUGUCUUCGCGAACGAGCUCCCUUUAGAAGAAAUCCAGCGAACACCCUACAUCUGCACCAGUGCGGACAAGCUUGCUAGGUUUGAAGAAGUACGUGGAGAAGACAGCUGUACUACUUUCUAUGUAGGAGACUCAGCUACUGAUUUCGACUGCCUGGUUGCGGCUGAUGUGGGAAUUUGUAUCAGAGAUGACCCGAUGGGAAGCGGCCAGAAAGAGCUAAAGGAAACGUUGGAACGACUAGACUUUGACGUGUUGCGCUUGAGUCCGGAAGCGUUCACGGAAUCACAAGGAGGCAUUGGAGUUGUUGGCGGCGAUCGAGAGCGAAGAGACAGGCGGAAGAUUUGGUGGGUCGCAGGCUUGGACGAGGUCAGCAAAUUCGUUGGAAAUUGUUAA
This is a messenger RNA of Didymosphaeria variabile, 930 nucleotides long. RefSeq lists its product as uncharacterized. NCBI's taxonomy places the organism in Eukaryota, Fungi, Ascomycota, Dothideomycetes, Pleosporales, Didymosphaeriaceae. The transcript has a single exon. The coding region runs from base 1 to 930 and encodes 309 amino acids. The record is from RefSeq and is a predicted model, not a curated record.